AGAGCAAGCUGGGCAAAGGAGGGCCCAGGAGGAGGAGGAGGAGGAGGAGGACUAAGAGGAGGAGGACCACUCUCCAGGCAUCCUUUGGGGCUCCUUGGCUUGGGAGUGCCCCCUUUGCUCCAGCCUCCCUUGGACUUUUGCCUUUCUUCUUGUUUAUUCUUCCUUUUCCUUUUUUUAAUCCCUCCUUUUCUUCCCUGGGAAAUCAUGUUCUUGGGGCAGCUGCUGCUGCUGGAGGCAGAGGCGCCUUAAGAGGCGCAAAGUUUGGAGAGGAAACAGGGGGGGACCCAGCUCUCCAUCCUUUUUGGAGGAGGAAGAAAAGAGAGAGGAAGGAAGAAAAGGAGGAGGAGGAGGAGGAGGAGAAAGGCCUCCCUCCCCCUCCCUCCUUUCCUCUCCUCCUUUUCUUCUUUCUUUCUUUCCUCUUCCCCCUUCCCCUCUUUUUCUUUCUCCCCUCCUCCUCCUCCUCUUCCUCCUCCUCUUGGAAAGGAAACAAAAUGUCCGCCCGAGCAGCUGCUGCCGCGACUGUUUCCAGCAAGAGCACAACAAUGGAAGAAACGGCUAUAUGGGAACAACACACAGUGACGCUUCACAGAGCUCCUGGAUUUGGGUUUGGCAUUGCAAUAUCUGGCGGAAGAGAUAACCCUCAUUUUCAGAGCGGCGAAACAUCCAUAGUCAUAUCAGAUGUGCUCAAAGGAGGUCCAGCAGAAGGGCUGCUGCAGGAAAAUGACCGCGUUGCAAUGGUUAACGGCGUUUCGAUGGAUAACGUGGAGCACGCUUUUGCUGUGCAGCAGCUGAGAAAGAGUGGGAAAAAUGCCAAAAUCACCAUCCGACGGAUGAAAAAAGUUCAGAUCCCAGUAACCCGGACCGAUCCAGACCCUGUGUCCGAAAACGACGAGGACAGCUAUGAAGAAGAUAUGCAUGAUCCAAGAGGUUCCCGUGGUGCUGCGAGUGCGAACAGAAGGCACGAGAAAAGCUGGGUGAGGGACCGAAGUGCCAGCAGAGAGAGGAGUUUGUCGCCGAGAUCGGAUAGGAGAUCAGUUGGAUCCAGUCAACCUGCAAAACCCACUAAGGUCACGUUGGUGAAAUCCAGGAAGAAUGAAGAGUACGGAUUGCGCCUUGCCAGCCACAUAUUCGUGAAAGAAAUAUCCCAAGAUAGCCUGGCAGCGAGAGACGGCAAUAUUCAGGAAGGUGACGUUGUACUAAAGAUAAACGGAACAGUCACGGAAAAUAUGUCAUUGACAGAUGCCAAGACCCUAAUAGAAAGGUCAAAGGGCAAGUUGAAGAUGGUGGUUCAAAGGGAUGAAAGAGCAACUCUGCUGAACGUCCCAGAUCUUUCCGAUAGCAUUCACUCGGCCAAUGCUUCGGAAAGAGAUGACAUUUCAGAAAUUCAGUCGCUGGCAUCCGAUCAUUCCAACCGAUCCCAUGACAGGCCCCGCCGCAGUCGUUCACGAUCUCCUGACCAGAGGUCAGAGCCUUCAGACCAUUCCAGACAUUCUCCACAGCAGCCCAGCAAUGGCAGUCUCCGGAGCAGAGAUGAUGAAAGAAUAGCAAAGCCAGGAUCCGCAUCUACGCCUGUGAAGAAUGCAGAGGAAACCCCGCUCCCCAAAUCAGCGGAAGAAUCUGUUACAGAGAGAAACGAUAAACAGACACCACCCCUCCCAGAACCAAAGCCAGUAUAUGCUCAAGCUGGGCAGCCAGAUGUGGAUUUACCUGUCAGUCCAUCCGAUGGCCCUUUGCCAAAUUCAACGCAUGAAGAUGGAAUGCUCCGACCAAGCAUGAAGCUUGUAAAAUUCAAAAAAGGAGACAGCGUGGGCUUGCGGCUGGCUGGUGGCAACGAUGUCGGGAUAUUUGUGGCCGGUGUCCUGGAGGACAGCCCUGCUGCCAAAGAAGGCUUGGAAGAAGGGGAUCAGAUUCUCAGGGUAAAUAAUGUAGACUUUACAAAUAUCAUCCGAGAGGAAGCAGUCCUGUUUCUGCUUGACCUCCCUAAGGGGGAAGAGGUAACCAUUUUGGCACAGAAGAAAAAGGAUGUUUAUCGACGCAUCGUUGAGUCAGAUGUGGGCGACUCUUUCUAUAUCAGAACUCACUUUGAAUAUGAGAAGGAAUCUCCCUACGGACUUAGCUUCAACAAAGGAGAAGUCUUCCGGGUGGUGGACACAUUAUACAAUGGCAAGCUUGGAUCCUGGCUGGCUAUUCGGAUUGGAAAGAACCACAAAGAAGUUGAAAGGGGUAUUAUACCCAACAAAAACAGGGCUGAGCAGCUGGCGAGUGUGCAGUACACGCUUCCAAAGACGGCAGGUGGGGAUCGUGCUGAUUUCUGGAGGUUUCGAGGCCUGCGCAGCUCAAAGAGGAACCUGAGGAAAAGCAGAGAAGACCUUUCUGCCCAGCCAGUACAGACCAAGUUCCCAGCGUAUGAAAGAGUUGUUCUUCGAGAAGCUGGAUUUCUCAGACCUGUGACGAUCUUCGGACCGAUUGCGGAUGUUGCGCGGGAAAAGCUGGCACGAGAAGAACCGGAUAUUUACCAGAUUGCAAAAAGUGAACCAAGGGAUGCUGGUACAGACCAGCGUAGUUCGGGCAUUAUUCGGCUUCACACAAUAAAACAGAUAAUUGACAGAGACAAACAUGCACUACUGGAUGUUACUCCCAACGCUGUGGACCGCCUGAAUUACGCACAGUGGUAUCCCAUAGUGGUAUUCUUGAACCCUGAUUCGAAGCAGGGCGUAAAGACUAUGAGGAUGAGGCUAUGUCCAGAGUCCCGGAAAAGUGCAAGGAAAUUGUACGAAAGGGCCCACAAGCUACGGAAAAACAACCACCACCUUUUCACAGCUACUAUUAACUUGAAUUCCAUGAAUGACGGCUGGUAUGGAGCUCUUAAAGAAGCAAUUCAGCAACAGCAGAACCAGUUAGUAUGGGUUUCAGAAGGAAAGGCAGAUGGUGCUACCAGCGACGACCUCGACUUACACGAUGACCGCCUGUCCUACCUGUCAGCUCCGGGUAGCGAGUACUCCAUGUACAGUACAGACAGCCGGCACACUUCCGACUAUGAGGACACGGACACAGAAGGUGGGGCCUACACUGACCAAGAGCUGGACGAGACCCUCAACGAUGAAGUUGGGACACCUCCCGAAUCGGCCAUUACGCGGUCCUCUGAACCUGUAAGAGAAGAUUCGUCGGGGGUGCAUCAUGAGAACCCCACAUAUCCUCCCUAUGCAGCUCAAGCUCAGACUCAGCCAAAUCACAGGAUAGAGUCUCCUGGGUUCAAAACAAACGCUGCUCAACCGAAAGCAGAGGCCUCACCUGCAGUCCCCUACCUCUCCCCGUCGCCAGAAACAAACCCUCCUCCGGCUUUGUCAUCUUCGGCGGUUAACCUCAGGCUGGAGGAGCCGGGCAUGGCUACGUACAACCAUUACCAGCCACAAGCCGGGCCCCUGCGAACACCCAGCCUUGAGGCUCCUCACUUAAUGCUCAGAGACCAAGAGCCGCCAUCCUUAUCGCCGCACUUAGAUCCAACCAAGAUGUACAGGAAAGACCCUUAUAUCAAUGAGGAGCCUCCUCGGGCAAACUAUGUCUUAAAACAGCCAGCGCAGAGGCAGGAGAAAGAUUCAAACCUGACCUACGAGCCGCAAGCCCCAUAUGCAGAGAAGCAACCUAACCGAGAGUAUGAGCCGCUGGCGUACAGGUAUGACUCCACAAACUACGUGGACCAGUUCUCGCGUGGCUACGACCCCCGUCUCCAUUACGAGGAUCGCGUGCCUCCCUACGAUGACCAUUGGGCCUAUUAUGACGAAAAGCCUCCCUACCAGCCCAGGCCUCCUUACGACAACCAAGCCCCCAGAGACUUUGACCCCCGGCUGAAUGCUGAAGAGAGCACAGAACGCGGCUAUUUCAUGACGCAGCCCCGUUUUGAAGAACCCCCUUCAGUGGCGUACGACCGGCCUCGCUAUGAGCAUGCCCCGAAAAACUUCAACAUCACACAGCUACGGUAUGACGAGCAGACGCCAGCGGGAUAUGAAGUACACGGGCGAUACAAAACAGAGACUCCGCAGGCCUACCCCUCUGCAGUGCCCAGAUCGCCUGAACCCAAGCAUUAUUUUGAGCCGCAACCCCGAGGCUAUGAGCAAGGCCCCCCGCAAGGGUUUGGCGCAAAGGGAGGACAAUUCGAACCUUCUCCCAGUCCAGCUGGGGUGCACCCUUCCCUCCCAUUGCAAAACAAGCCAGAAGUUCUGCCUUCCAACAGUAAACCACUGCCUACUCAACCAGCCGAAGAGGACGAUGACCCAGCCAUGAAGCCUCAGUCAGUGCUGACCAGGGUUAAAAUGUUUGAAAACAAAAGGUCGUCAUCGCUGGAAAAAAUAAAGGACUCAAACGAAGUCCUUGCAGCCAAGCAGCCUCCAGAGCUGGCACCUAAACCUAACAUCACCCCAAUGAGCGGUCCUAAACCAGUCUCUCAAAAUCAAUACGAACAUGACAAGCCAGCAUACAGGGCGCCAGAACCACAGAGACCUCAAACGAAGCCCCCCGAGGACAUUGUUCGGGCAAACCACUACGAUCCCGAGGAGGACGAGGAAUAUUACCGGAAACAGCUCUCCUAUUUUGAUCGCCGGAGUUUCGAAAACAAGCCUGCUUCUCAGGUCCCUGCCAGCCAUCACGCUGAGCCUGCUAAACCAGCCCAUCUCCAUAAUCAGCUGAAUUAUACAAACUACUCUUCAAAGGCGAAAUCGAUAGACGUGGAGCCUUUGGAUAGGGCUGUUGGCGAGAAGCGUUACGAGCCGGUUCCUCAAGUGACCCCCCCUCCGCCUGUGCCUCCGGUGCAGUAUACACAACCUCAGUCUGUGAACAACCCUAUUGUGUCUCUUCAGCCCAAGUCUGCACUUGCUGAAGUCAACUCUGUGUCAGACUUUCCGAAUUCAACCCUCACGAAGCCUGAGCCACCGCCGCCUCAGAACAAGCCGCCUGCUUUCCGAUCUUCCAGCCGAGAAGACACCGUACAGUCCACCUACUACCCUCAGAAAAGCUUCCCGGACAAGGGGCCGGUGAACGGGACUGAUCCGAUCCCAAAGACAGUCACCCCCGCUUACAACCGCUUCACAACGAAACCUUACACGAGUGCCGCUCGGCCCUUUGAACGCAAGUUCGAAAGCCCGAAAUUCAACCACAACCUCCUGCCAGAUGAGAAUCCCCAUAAGCCAGAGUUGCCAUCCAAAUCUCAGAAUUCUCCUCAGCCUCUUUUAAAAGCACACAGCUCGUCUCAGCCAGAGUUUGACAGCACGAUGGAUACGUUCUCCGUACAGACCGACAAGCUCAAAUACCAACCAAAUAACAUCAGUGCUGUGCCUAAAGCCAUUCCCGUAAGUCCUUCUGCUUUGGAAGACGAUGACGAAGAGGAUGGACACACUGUAGUAGCCACAGCGAGAGGCGUUUUUAACAGCAAUGGCGGUGUCCUAAGCUCCAUAGAGACUGGAGUUAGCAUAAUUAUACCACAAGGAGCCAUUCCAGAGGGAAUAGAGCAAGAAAUCUAUUUCAAGGUCUGCCGAGAUAAUAGUAUCCUCCCACCUUUAGACAAAGAGAAAGGUGAAACACUGCUCAGCCCUUUGGUAAUGUGCGGGCCCCAUGGACUAAAGUUCCUGAAGCCAGUGGAGCUACGCUUACCACAUUGUGCGUCUAUGACCCCUGAUGGUUGGUCUUUUGCUCUAAAAUCCUCCGACUCCUCGUCGGGUGACCCCAAAACCUGGCAGAACAAGUCUCUUCCCGGGGAUCCAAACUAUCUUGUUGGAGCGAACUGUGUGUCAGUUCUCAUAGAUCACUUCUAACUCUUGUGUUAGCAAGAUUUGACUUAUAAGAGUGAAACUGAGAUUUAAAAACAAAACAGAACAGACCUUUGCCUAGAGAAACUGAACCACUCUUUUCCAAGUAUUAACAUUUCUCUUAGUAUUAAGCAAUCUUUGCUUUGACUAACAACGGAUAGUGAGUUCCUUCUUGAACCAUGGUCAGGGUAUAUACAUGUCGUUGGGCGGCCGUUCACCCAGGGACGAAGGCACGGGUUUUUUGGGUUCCUUCUGGCGUUCCUUAACCAUACACUUUCGGAUGCAUCUUAGCUUAAAACUCUCUUAAACUACCACUGAAGCAACGCAGUCUAUUUUUAUAAAAAAAAUUAAUUCCUAUCCCCUGCAAAGAGGAAUUGAAAUUUGGUUCACGACCCACUGUUGAAUUAGGUCUUUUUCUUAACUAAAGUUUUCCUUUCUUUUCUUUUCUUUUUUUUUAAUAUAUUAAAAAUAAAAAUACAAAACACCACUGUGUGUUUUAUAGAAUAUGCAAAGACUCUUGCAGUCACUGUUUUUGGGUUGGUUUGUUUGUUUGUUUUUAAAAUUAAAAAUAUAAAACCGGUCACCUUUCGGUGCCGUUGCCCACAAAGCAGAAAUACAGUUUUUUGCUAGCACAAUGUAGAAAUCCUUUCUCUUCGGAGAGCUACGCACGUCUACUUUAAUUGUACAUGAAACACACUCCCCUUUUUUUGUCAUGAAGAAAGAGAGGAAGCGCAUGUGAUGUGACUAUGGUGCAUUUGCCUCCGUCGGUUUGUAAAUUAACCACGUUCUACGACAAGAAACACAUUAACCAGCAGGGAUGCCUUACCCUCAUGUCAUUUUAGUUCUCUGUACUACUCAGUUUGUAUGGCUUCUCUGCUUACCUAGACUAAUACAUCCUGAGAGAGGUUGAGAAACCCUAUACAUUUUGUGAACUUGCUUGUUCAGAAAGAGAGAGAGAAAUAUAUAUAUAUUUAAUACACACAGAGAGAGAAAUAUAUAUAUAUUUCUUAAUUCUACACUUGGGUUUUGUUUUUUUGUUUAUUUUUGCGCUGAUCAACCAGAGGAAAAAAACCCGAAGAACAUGAUGGUAUGUUUUCUGCUAUGCAUUUUGAAAAUUUAUAGAUGUUAUAGAUUGCUUGUACAUAACUUGCGCAUACCACUUUUGUUCUUGGUUUGUAAAUUUAACUUUUAUAAGCUUUACCUUUUUAUAUAUAUAAAUAUAUAUAAAAAAUACAAGACAAAACGUUUCUUAAUAUCUUUGUAUUCUCAUACCUUUUGAGCCUUCAACUUUGACAUCUUGCAGCAAUAAAGCAGCAUUUCUACCGUACGUGAAAAACAAGGACUUUUUUUUCUAAAAAAAAGAAAAUGCACAAAGUUGUUACCUUUUUAAGUGCUGCAUUUAAAAGACUAACUCGGAAUUCUCUAGUUUGAUUACAUUCUUGGGGGGGGAAACCAACAACAGCAGAAGUAUCCCUACUGUAAUUUUGUGAUAAGGAUGCUGUCCUAUGUGCCCUGAAAUGUAUUUUUUUACUAAUAGACAAUUUAUUACGGCACAUCAGCACUAUUUCUGUUUAGAUAAUAUACCACUGCAUUCUGUUAAUCAGUUCUUUAGCUAUUCAGGUGUGGCUGAUUUUUUUUUCUUUGCCGUUAUUAAAAAUUACACAUUUCUAAAUAUACAGAAUAAAAACUGUUUUUAAAAUAA
Molecule: messenger RNA, 7500 nt
Organism: Sceloporus undulatus (fence lizard)
Lineage: Eukaryota; Metazoa; Chordata; Lepidosauria; Squamata; Phrynosomatidae
Gene: TJP1
Product: tight junction protein 1
Exons: 28
Coding region: 492-5804 (1770 amino acids)
Biological process (GO): cell-cell adhesion; protein localization to cell-cell junction; establishment of endothelial intestinal barrier
Cellular component (GO): bicellular tight junction; plasma membrane
Molecular function (GO): cell adhesion molecule binding
Source: RefSeq, a predicted model, not a curated record